AUAUAUUAAAUAAUUCUCAAAGCUAAGUAUCUGUUAUUCCUUCAUUUCAUUUAGUUAUACAGUCCACUUCAUAUUCAUCAGCUACCACCGUAGCUCACAUUUUGGUCCUUCAUCGGUAGUAAUCAUCCCUAUUUUCUCAAUUUCAUUUUUUUGACAUUUCCGUUUUCUCUCAUUUCGAUUAUUUGUUCGUAAAGGAAACACAUUAUCUACACUCAUUUUAACGCAUUUUCUUUACUUCUUCGAUUUUUUUCACCCAUGUUUACCCGUAGCAAGAGCAAACUCACGCAGGCGGUUGAGCACGCCCCCGCCCCAGCUCCGCAGCAUGCCGAAUCUUCAUCGGCAGCCGACGAUGACCGCGCUCGUAGCGCUCGUAGUGGGUCGUCACGGUCGUCUGCCACCAUCAAGGCACAAAAGGCUGCAGCUGAGGCGCUCGCUCUCCGUCGCCGACUCGAGCGUGAACAAGAGCUUGCCUCACGUGAGCUGGCGCGUCAGCGCGAGCUUGCUACUUUACAACAGCAGGUCGAGGACCGCGAACUGCAGGCGGAACUUGCAGCUAUCGAUGCCGAGGCAGCUAGUAGCCGUGCGGGCAGCUUUUUAAGUGGUAAAGAAAGCGUAGAACGAACAAGGCAAUGGGUUGAAAAACAAAAGCUUAGAGAACCCGGCUGUUCGGUACCGCCACCGGCAGCCACGAGGGCAACUUUAUUUCCACCAACGAGUCUCAAAGAGCAACAAUUAAAGGUCAACGCGUCCGAGGCGGUUGGUCAUAUGGCCCCGCUCGUCUCAACGGAACCUGACCCACCAACCGUUCUUCUUCAAGCUGUAGCCGACACAGCGGCAGCCGCAAAGGCUCUGGCCUCUGCCGCCGGCGUUAAAAAGCUAGAGUUGCCACAAUUUUUCGGCAACGCGAUGCAAUGGUUGCAAUUUAAACGUAUUUUCGAUUAUACAAAGAUACAUUUUUCAGCUUUAGACAACAUAACACGACUAGACAACGCACUUCGUGGGCCUGCACGUGAGGCCGUAGCGGCGCUGUUGAUGUCGACGGAGGACCCCGACGAGGUCAUGCGCGCUCUCGAGGAAAACUUUGCGCGCCCCGAACUCAUCGUAUUCAGGGAGGUGAACAACCUGAAAACAUUGCCCAAACUAGGUAAUGAAUUACGUGAGCUAGGAAUCCUCACUAACAAGUCUCCGGCCCUACUGGAACCUGUAACGUGUACGCACUCCUCGACGACGGAAGUACCGCUACACUUAUAGAUUCUAGCAUC
Molecule: messenger RNA, 1262 nt
Organism: Pectinophora gossypiella (pink bollworm)
Lineage: Eukaryota; Metazoa; Arthropoda; Insecta; Lepidoptera; Gelechiidae
Exons: 2
Coding region: 256-1251 (331 amino acids)
Source: RefSeq, a predicted model, not a curated record